Schistocerca piceifrons (Central American locust) is the source of this 1793-nucleotide messenger RNA. RefSeq names its product zinc finger protein 836-like. The transcript is spliced from 7 exons. Gene Ontology annotation, molecular function: RNA polymerase II transcription regulatory region sequence-specific DNA binding; DNA-binding transcription factor activity, RNA polymerase II-specific. Gene Ontology annotation, biological process: regulation of transcription by RNA polymerase II. The record is from RefSeq and is a predicted model, not a curated record. Gene Ontology annotation, cellular component: nucleus. Bases 162 to 1793 code for a protein of 543 amino acids. NCBI's taxonomy places the organism in Eukaryota, Metazoa, Arthropoda, Insecta, Orthoptera, Acrididae.
UCGUAAGUAAUUAUUUCAGGUUAUGUGUAUCAGAACCAAACACUUGUUAUUUUCAGUGAGCUUGUGUUUCCGCAUUGCGAGCAGGAGGUGACUAGUGUUUAGACAAACAUAUUAGCGCACAUUACGUACCUGUGCUGUUCGGCAAUUACGAAAAAUACCAGAUGGACGCGUGGUGGCUUAGGAGGGCAAUCAUGGACUGCAAGGGAACUAGUUGGGUGAAAAAAGAGAAGAAUGAAAUAUAUGCUGAACCAGAAUCCUUGUUUCUUGAAGAUCCGCUAAAGAUUGUAACACCUAGUCUUCAUAUAAAGCAAGACCUAGAACUGAAACAGGAGGAUGGCAUUGAACAUGAUUGUCUUGAAGAUAACUUGGGAAUCUCUCAUCCAAAUGAUUUUAUCAAGGAGGAUCCUGAACUAAAUUUGGAGGUGGCAGCCUCAAUAAGAAAUGCAUCUGAUAGUUUAAGGUUCAUUCAAAGUGCUGGUGACACCUGUGACAUUUCAUAUCAAGAAGCAUUACAUCAAGGAGUAGUCAAUGACAAGCUGGAGAUAUAUGCAGAGAAGUCAACAAAUUUCAGUGUGUCUCACAACUAUACCAAAAUACAGACUUCACAAGAAGACGGCUUAUGUGGCACAAGAUUAAGUUGUAGCAUCAGGGAAAAGGAAUUCCAUAAGUUUAACUGUUGUUUCUGUCUACAGAGCUUCCCUUCAAAAUACAGACUCAUAAUGCAUAUCUUCAUCCACAUUGAUGGUGUGCAGGCACCUGCAUUUGUGUGUAAGUCAUGUGGUGAGGUAUUGCCCUCUGAUGACUGCUUGAAAGAACAUUUGAGAAUGAUGGAGGGUGACCAAGCAUUAUCUGCUACCAACAGUGAGAAACUUGAAUGCAAUGAUGAUCAUGAAAACAAUAUCUCCUUCGAGUGUGUACAAGAAGGAAUUGUGGAACAAACUGCAGAGCGCCCUUCAUACAAGGUACCCAGGAAAACCUUCAAAAAAUCCUUUAAUGACAUAUGUAACACACAUACUGUGAAACAAGCUGAAGAGAAACUCGAAAGAUGUAAUGACUGUGGAAUUUCAUGUACAAGCGACCAUGCUCAUGUCCACACUGUGGUAAGUGCAAAGGGACAUCACAAAUGUGAUGUUUGUGGCAAAAUGUUUACUCAGUUAUGCAAUCUUAAGAAACACAGAUUAAUACACACUGGAGAGAGACCUCACGAAUGCAAUGUUUGUGGAAAAUCGUUUACUGAAAGGGGCAAUCUCAAGAAACACGAAUUAAUACACACUGGACAGAGACCACACAAAUGCGGUGUCUGUGGAAAAUCAUUUACUCACCCGAGCAGUCUCAAGACCCAUAUUUUAAAACACACAGGAAAGAGAUCACACAAAUGCGAUGUGUGUGCAAAAUCGUUUACUGAAAGGAGCAGUCUCAAGAAACAUGAAUUAAUACACACUGGACAGAGACCACACAAAUGCGAUGUCUGUGGAAAAUCGUUUACUCAGUCGGGCAAUCUCAAGAAGCACAAUGUAAUACACACAGGAAAGAGACCACACAAAUGCGAUGUGUGUGCAAAAUCGUUUACUGACAGGGGCAGUCUCAAGAAACAUGAAUUAAUACACACUGGACGGAGACCACACAAAUGCGAUGUCUGUGGAAAAUCAUUUACUCAGUCGGGAAAUCUCAAGACCCAUGUACGAAGAUGCACAACCUACUUAAUAGAAACACAGUUUGAUAUUCCUUCUGACAAGAACAGGGAAAGUAAGGAUUCGGUGGAAAAUAUUAGUUCUCAGUGUAUGAAAAAUUAG